This is a messenger RNA of Achroia grisella, 953 nucleotides long. RefSeq names its product 7-methylguanosine phosphate-specific 5'-nucleotidase A-like. The transcript has 6 exons. Lineage: Eukaryota; Metazoa; Arthropoda; Insecta; Lepidoptera; Pyralidae. Gene Ontology annotation, molecular function: magnesium ion binding; 5'-nucleotidase activity. Gene Ontology annotation, cellular component: cytoplasm. The coding region runs from base 42 to 935 and encodes 297 amino acids. The record is from RefSeq and is a predicted model, not a curated record.
GCUCGGACGAUACCAGUUCAUUUUUAAGGAAAAGCUACGAAAUGUCAGUGCCACUUAAGGAUUUUCUCGCACAAGACAACGUCCUCAUUUCCGACCCAGAUAAGUUAUGGAAGAAAAUUAAUAAAAUACAAUCCGAUACGCAUGCGAAGCUGCAGAUAGUUACUGACUUCGACCACACGCUCACAAGACAUGAUGGGCUGACGACUUUUGAUAUGUUUAAUAAGUGUCCAUCCGUACCGGGAGAAUACAUAAAGGCAAAUGAGGAAUUGAAGAAAGAAUACGGAGAUAUUGCCAAGACUGCCAAUAUGACACCGGAAGAGAAAAAAAAACACUACUCAGAGUGGUUUGGAAAAGUUUACGACAAGAUAAAGGAGACCGUAAACAAAUUUCCUUUUAAUGAACUUGCUGCCCAAGCGAAGGAAGUUAAAUUUAAAACCGGCGUGGAAGUUUUAAUACAAAAGUGUAAGGAGCAAAAUGUACCAAUUUUGGUUUUCUCCGCUGGAAUGGGCGAAUGCGUUAAUGCCAUUAUGAAAGAAAACAAUUACCUGUAUUCCAAUAUUAAUAUCAUCGCUAACUUCUGUGAAGUGAAUGACGACGGCAAAGUAUUGGGUGUGAAGGGUAAUUUCUUGAUACACUCGAAUAAUAAAAACGAAGCUAUUCAUCGGUAUGCAGACGAUCAUUUCAACAAGGAGACAAAUCGUCGCAACAAUGUUCUUCUGUUCGGUGAUAUGACUGGUGACGCUAACAUGGUCAACGACCAUGAUUACGAUGUUGUCAUACGAGUAGGAUUCCUCUACUAUAAUCCGGAGAAGAAUACCGAUGAAACAGAGAAAAAUAAAAAGAAUUAUUCGAGUGUGUUCGAUAUUGUACUCCUCAAUGACAACACAGUGGACCUGCCGAAUAUUCUUUUAAAUUUGAUUAUAGGUUCAGAAUAAUUUUUCUUUGUAUUUAAU